This is a messenger RNA of Lycium ferocissimum, 2340 nucleotides long. RefSeq lists its product as uncharacterized. Gene Ontology annotation, cellular component: membrane. The record is from RefSeq and is a predicted model, not a curated record. The coding region runs from base 410 to 2272 and encodes 620 amino acids. The transcript has a single exon. Gene Ontology annotation, biological process: transmembrane transport. Lineage: Eukaryota; Viridiplantae; Streptophyta; Magnoliopsida; Solanales; Solanaceae. Gene Ontology annotation, molecular function: transmembrane transporter activity.
UGAUUUCUAGACCGGACUCCACUCAUAAAUCAAAGGUCUCGAGUUUGAGCCUCGAAAAAGAAAACUCCUAAUAAGGAGCGUUUCUUCCUUUAAUGGGUCGUGUGCGAUGUGAAUGUGGAUUAAUCAGGCCUAAAGCGGAUACUGAACACUGGAAAUGAAAAAAAUCCUGAUAGACACUUUCCUUUUAAUAAAUCUUACCCGCGAGAAUUCAGUUAGUUAGGCCCCAAAACAGAUAUCGAACCGCAGAUGGAAAAGCCGAAAAACUAAGUCCCUAACACUGCCAAACAAACAAAUAUAUAUACACGCCCCAUUGUUCACUCAGCAUUUACACAACCCAAACAUUCAAGCUCAUCAAAGCACCAAAAUAUAUCUCCAUAUCAUCAUCAGCCAAAAAAAAAAAAAAAAAAGAAUGGUGAACACAAAGCUGAUGAAUAAACAUGGUGGGCUUAACUCCAUGGUGAGUUUUGGCCACCAUGUUUUCACAGGCCGAUGGUUCAUGGUAUUCGCGUCCCUUUUAAUCAUGUCCAUGGCUGGUGCAACCUACAUGUUCGGCCUCUACAGUGGUGAAAUCAAAACUUCGUUAGGCUAUGACCAAACGACGUUAAAUUUGUUAAGUUUCUUCAAAGAUUUGGGUGGUAAUGUAGGGAUUAUUUCGGGUUUAAUCAAUGAAGUAACUCCACCAUGGGUAGUUUUAUUCAUCGGUGCAAUCAUGAACUUUUUUGGAUACUUCAUGAUUUGGCUAUGUGUCACAGGACACAUAGCUAAACCCCCUGUUUGGCAAAUGUGUUUGUACAUUUGCAUUGGUGCAAAUUCACAAACAUUUGCUAAUACUGGUGCAUUAGUCACUUGUGUUAAAAAUUUCCCAGAAAGCAGGGGAAGUUUAUUAGGUCUAUUAAAAGGAUUUGUUGGGUUAAGUGGUGCAAUUAUCACACAAUUAUACCAUGCUUUUUAUGGAAAUAAUGGUAAGUCUCUAAUUUUGCUAAUUGGUUGGCUUCCUGCUGUUGUUUCUUGCAUUUUUCUCCGAACGGUUCGGAUAUUAAAGGUCGUUCGACAGGCCAACGAGACCAAAAUAUUCUACAAACUCUUGUACAUUUCGCUUGGCCUAGCCGGUUUUAUCAUGUUAGUCAUCAUCAUCCAAAACACAAUCAAUUUCACGAGGCUAGAGUAUGCAGGAAGUGCAGCCAUUGUACUGAUUUUGCUCUUUGCCCCGUUAAUCGUUGUGUUUCAAGAAGAACUUAAGCUUUGGUACAUUAAGCAACAAGCCUUGAAUGACCCUCAAUUGAAAGUUGUUAGUGAAAAUCCGCCCUCAGUAGAACUGACUCAACCCCAGAAGCUAGUUGUGGCUGAAUAUGAGGAAAAUCCGCCCUCAGUAGAACUGACUCAAUCCCAGAAGCUAGUUGUGGCUGAAUAUGAGGAAAAUCCGCCCUCAGUAGAACUGACUCAAUCCCAGAAGCUAGCUCAAAGUGAAUAUGAGGAAAAGCCAACUUCUUGUUUUAGCAAUGUGUUUGAUCCACCACAAAGAGGGGAGGAUUAUACAAUAUUGCAAGCGCUUUUUAGCAUAGACAUGAUCAUAUUGUUCACCGCGACAACAUUUGGCGUGGGGGGGACAUUGACAGCUAUCGACAACUUAGGCCAAAUCGGAAAGGCCUUAGGCUAUCCGGAAAAAAGCAUCACUACAUUUGUGUCACUUGUAAGCAUAUGGAACUACCUCGGACGAGUUGUCUCGGGCUUUGUGUCCGAAAUCUUCUUAAUAAAGUACAAAUUCCCGCGCCCUAUGAUGCUCACAUUGGUCCUCCUCCUCUCAUGUUCGGGCCAUCUACUCAUCGCCUUUGGCGUCCCCAAUUCCCUCUACGUCGCGUCUGUACUAAUGGGGUUCUGCUUCGGAGCUCAAUGGCCUUUGAUUUUCGCGAUUAUAUCUGAGCUAUUCGGGUUGAAAUACUACUCAACAUUGUACAAUUUUGGUGCUGGUGCUAGCCCUGUUGGUGCAUACUUGCUCAAUGUUAGAGUGGCUGGACAUUUAUAUGAUAAAGUGGCUACAAAGCAAAUGUUAGCCAAGGGGCUAAAAAGGGAAGAUGGUCAAGAUUUAACAUGCAUUGGAGUGGAGUGUUACAAAUUGGCUUUUCUUAUAAUUACUGGUGCUACAUUGAUUAGUUGUGCUGUUUCUUUAAUUCUGGUUAUUAGAACAAGGAAAUUUUACAAAGGUGAUAUUUAUAAGAAGUUCAGAGAACAAGCAAUUGUUCUUGAUGAUCCUGAACAUAUAGGUAGUUCUUAAUUAAUUUCAGAAUGAUGUAUAUAUACUGAUAAAAAAAUAUGUAAUAGGAAAGAUUAUUAAUUAGUGAA